Ictidomys tridecemlineatus (thirteen-lined ground squirrel) is the source of this 1633-nucleotide messenger RNA. The record is from RefSeq and is a predicted model, not a curated record. NCBI's taxonomy places the organism in Eukaryota, Metazoa, Chordata, Mammalia, Rodentia, Sciuridae.
UCAGGACCACAGACUCAGUCAUGGCAGAUUUGUAAGGGAAGCCAGUCUCUCCUCCCUCCCUCUAAAGUUCUCUUGCCACCAUUCUCAGGUGGCCUCCCAUCUUCAGAACCACACAGGGCUAAGAGCUUUCGCUCCCAGAGAUGCCAAGGAGGUAGGGGCCCUGGGGUUUGGAAAGGCUGCUGCUUCGGUCCCCAAUGCCUACUCCUGCUCUCAGCCCCACCCCCAUGGGCUCCAAGGCCAGGUCUGGAAUUCUAGCCGCUUCACAGCGCUUGUGUUCUGGACGGAAUCUACAUUAGCCCUAUUCUGUUCACAUGCUGAGUCCUGCCCCUGCACCCAGUCCCCCAUUCCCGGUCCCAGACCAUGCCCUAGGUAGGUGGCAGGCCACUCAGCCUGCCCUGAGAGGUCACAGUGGGAGAUGAGGGGAAAAACUGGGUCUUCACUUCCGCCUUGUCCUCCAGCCACCCGUUGGGUGAGCCUGGUCAAGCCGGUGGCCUCCUGGGUGCCCAUUUCUCUCUCUAGUCAUGCCACCACUUACAACAGGGAAAAGGUGUUCCUCCCAGUUUGCACCUUCCCUAGUUACUGGUUGAGGGGAUCAGGGACACUUGGCCAAGAAAGGCCCUCCUUCCCAUCACAGCAUCAGGCUCAGGUUCUGGUGCCACUGAUGCCCCAGAUCUGCAGGGUCCCAGACACCCUGAGCCAGCUGACUCCUGACGCAACCCACCCCACUCGGGUGAGGCCUGCCGAGCUGCACUGGCCUGAGUCAUGGGGGAUGAACUCACUGCAGAAGCAGGAUCUCCGGAGGCCCAAGAUCCACGGGGCAGUCCGGGCAUCUCCCUAUUCGCCACCCACGCUGGCCUCGCUGCAGCGCUUGCUGUGGGUCCGUCGGGCCACCAUGUUGAACCAUAUCAAUGAGGUCUGGCCCAACCUCUUCUUGGGAGAUGCGUAUGCUGCCCGGGACAAGAGCCAACUGAUCCAGAUGGGUAUUACCCAUGUUGUGAAUGUUGCUGCAGGCAAGUUUCAAGUGGACACAGGUGCCAAGUUCUACCACGGAAUGCCCUUGGAGUACUAUGGCAUCGAGGCUGAUGAUAACCCCUUCUUUGACCUCAGUGUCUACUUUCUGCCUGUUGCUCAAUAUAUCCGAACUGCCCUCAAUACUCCCCGAGGCCGCGUGCUGGUACACUGUGCCAUGGGGGUAAGCCGCUCUGCCACACUUGUCCUGGCCUUCCUCAUGAUCUACGAGAACAUGACACUGGUAGAGGCCAUCCAGACGGUGCAGGCCCACCGAGAUAUUUGCCCCAAUUCAGGCUUCCUCCGGCAGCUCCAGGUUCUGGACAACCGGCUAGGGCGGGAGACGGGGCGGCUAAUGACCUGACAAGCGGCCCAGAGCCCUGGCUCUCCAUCCAGCAUAGCCCAACCUGACUAGCCUAGACCUGGGGACGGCAGCCUCUGCUGUUUCCAGAGACCCUGAGAUGUAAACAGCAAGUGGGGGCUUAGCUGAGGCAGGGGCAGGGAGAGCUGGGUGGUGACCUUUAGCAGGUGGAUUCCCCAACCCAAUCAGAGAUUCUUUAUGCAAAAGAGAAUUCAGUCUGUCUCUAUAAUAAAAGGUUCAUCAUAAUAAAGAUAAGAGACCUUC